UAUGGAGUCGAAUGUUCGAGUUACUGGGUCGAAUGUUCGAGUUACUUAGUCGCUUGUUCGAGUUAUUGUGUCGAUUUCUCAAUCGAAUGUUCGAGUUACUGGGUCGAAUGUUCGAGUUACUUAGUCGCUUGUUCGAGUUAUUGUGUCGAUUUCUCAAGUUACUAA
Lottia gigantea (owl limpet) is the source of this 165-nucleotide messenger RNA. RefSeq lists its product as hypothetical. The annotation marks the transcript as partial. The transcript has 2 exons. The record is from RefSeq and is a predicted model, not a curated record. Lineage: Eukaryota; Metazoa; Mollusca; Gastropoda; Lottiidae.